UUCCAUUUUUGCAGAAGCCCUUUGCCGACUUGUAGGCCCCGAGCUGGACAUUUACCGAAAACCCCAAUUAAAUCCUCAAAACGUUUUUUUAACAUUUACUCAUUUUUGAAAUUAAAAAUUCAGCCACCCAACAACUUAGAGCUUCAUCUACCUUCUCCCCCACAACUUCCUUUAAGUACACAACUACCAAAUAUGGAUUUAACAUCUUCUAUUAUUCCAAUUACAACACAAAAUUUUAUGCAAAAUUCCCCAAAAGAACAUUCAUUAUAUGUUCAAGGGGGAAUGGUACAAAGACAACAACCACAUCCAUUAAAUGACUUUGAAAAUUUAAAUUCUGCAACUAACGGUAAAAUUAAUGGUUAA
Meloidogyne enterolobii is the source of this 363-nucleotide messenger RNA. Lineage: Eukaryota; Metazoa; Nematoda; Chromadorea; Rhabditida; Meloidogynidae. The record is from the annotation of a GenBank genome assembly.